GUUGAAAACAAACGGAAACUGCGACAGCCAAGUAGAGCGUAGUGCAGCCAUAGGAACGCUUAAAGGGGUUGUGGUUAUUGUCGACAAGCGAGCCGUUUUUUAGACUGAGUUGUGUUAUGAGCGAUCUUUCUACGAUUUUAUUGAUUUAUAUAUUUAUCAGCGAUAAAAAGAGAAUGGCCUUUUCUGUCCUGGCUGCCGCCGUCGUCCUGUUUCACUUCAUUAACCGUGCGGACUGCCAAAUCACCCCUCCUCGACCCAAACCCUGCACUGCCCACUCAACGUGUGAAACAUGUGUACGAAACGCCAAGUGCCUGUGGUGUUUAAGCAACGACUCUUGCACAGAGUACCCAGAGGUCUCUGUGCUUCCCUCGCCGUCAGUGUGCAAGUUGUCAGAGGCCCGUUGGGGACUGUGUUGGGUGAAUUUUGAGGCCCUACUUAUUGCUAUGGCGGUCUUAGCUGGGACCAUUAUCCUCAGCAUAACUGUAUGUUGCUGCUGCUGCUGUUGCUGCAAGCGUCGUCGCUCAGGGCCGGACAGAGAUGAGGAAACAUUAGCGAGGAAGCGAGAAGAGAUCAGCCAGAAUGCUGAAGAAAGGAAAGUGAAGAGCAAGGCUAAGCACGAUGAGAUUCGCAGAAAGUAUGGUUUGAUUGUUGAUUCUGAUCACCCAUACAGCAAGUUUGAGAAUGAUUAAAUGAAAUUUCUGCUGAAGGAGUUCUCCAGGUAGUGUGCACUGCUCUGUUGCUGGCCUUAUGUUUCCCAUUUUAUGAACCUGCAGAUGUAAGGACUAAAUUAAAAAAAAAAACAUUGUCAUUGAUUUGAAUCAUAAAAUUCAGAGGUUUACGUUUUACUUUUUCUAAUUGAUAAAAAAAUUAUUCUCUAUGUCUUGAUUCUGAUGGAGCCUAUGAAGUAUUUUUAUGGAGUACUAAAACUGAAUGCAACUUGUUUAUAGACUUAAUUCACAUUUCCUUUGUGUUGUAAAAAUUUUGAUUUUAUGAUACUUCCUUUUGUAAUGAGUUUUCAUGUUUACGAUGUAUAAAUUGAAUACAAAUUAAGGCAAGAUAAUUCAUGUAUUCUGAAAAAAAUCUCAAUAAAAUUAUUCUUUAAAGA
Messenger RNA from Lampris incognitus (smalleye Pacific opah), 1105 nucleotides. RefSeq names its product pituitary tumor-transforming gene 1 protein-interacting protein. Gene Ontology annotation, biological process: protein import into nucleus. Bases 117 to 689 code for a protein of 190 amino acids. NCBI's taxonomy places the organism in Eukaryota, Metazoa, Chordata, Actinopteri, Lampriformes, Lampridae. The record is from RefSeq and is a predicted model, not a curated record. Gene Ontology annotation, cellular component: nucleus; cytoplasm. The transcript is spliced from 7 exons.